This is a messenger RNA of Abrus precatorius (Indian licorice), 228 nucleotides long. RefSeq names its product protein LITTLE ZIPPER 4-like. Lineage: Eukaryota; Viridiplantae; Streptophyta; Magnoliopsida; Fabales; Fabaceae. The transcript has a single exon. The record is from RefSeq and is a predicted model, not a curated record. Bases 1 to 228 code for a protein of 75 amino acids.
AUGGAAAGAUUGAACUCAAAGUUGUACCUGCAGAACUGUUACAUAAUGAAAGAGAAUGAGAGAUUAAGGAAGAAGGCUCAACUUCUUAAUCAAGAGAAUCAAGCUUUAUUGUCUGAGCUGAAACAGAAGCUUUCAAAGGGUAAUCAGAAAGGCAAUGCUCCAAAUACCAUUCUUGAUUUGAGCCUGAGCUCAAGUGCCACUCAAGAUCCUUCUAGUUCCAGCAAUUAA